This is a messenger RNA of Necator americanus (New World hookworm), 1278 nucleotides long. RefSeq lists its product as uncharacterized. Lineage: Eukaryota; Metazoa; Nematoda; Chromadorea; Rhabditida; Ancylostomatidae. The coding region runs from base 1 to 1278 and encodes 425 amino acids. Gene Ontology annotation, biological process: protein phosphorylation. Gene Ontology annotation, molecular function: ATP binding; protein kinase activity. The record is from RefSeq and is a predicted model, not a curated record. The transcript has 12 exons.
AUGAAUGAGCUUGGCUAUUGGCGAUUGCUUGGAACAGCGACAAAUUACCUCACACAUUCGAAUCGUGUGCGAUUUGGGUGCGAUAUCCUCUGCGGUCCUCAGGCGGCGAUGUCGAGUGGGAAACGACGAAAUCCGUUAGGACUUAGUCUUCCCCCAACCGUGAACGAAAAUGAAAAGGAGGAUGGCACGAAGGAAGAGGAAAUCACUGUUCAAGUGAGCCUCGACGAACAACUGAAACGCUUGGGACUCACCGAACCUCAAAAACAACGUAUGAGCGAAUGGAUUCAAGUGAAGGAAGGCAUAAAGGAACAGGAGCUAUCUGAGGAUAUGCUGGAAAAUUUGGGAGAAUUGGGACAUGGCAACGGAGGCGUCGUACACAAGGUCGUACACAAGAAAAAUGGCGUUACGAUGGCAAGAAAACUGGUGCACUUGGAGGUGAAGCCAUCCGUGCGACAACAAAUUAUUAAGGAGCUCGCGGUUCUACAUAAGUGCAAUAGUCCGUACAUAGUGGGAUUCUAUGGUGCCUUUAUCGAUAACAAUGACAUUUCAAUUUGUAUGGAGUACAUGGAUGGACUAUCGCUUGAUAUUGUCAUGAAAAAGGUUGGACGUAUCCCGGAGAAAUUCGUCGGGAAAAUAUCUGUAGCAGUAGUGCGAGGAUUAGCGUACUUGAAGGACGAGAUCAAAAUCUUACACAGAGAUGUUAAGCCUUCUAACAUGCUUGUAAAUAGUAACGGCGAGAUCAAACUUUGCGACUUCGGAGUUUCGGGUAUGCUCAUAGAUAGUAUGGCAAAUUCUUUCGUUGGGACAAGGUCGUACAUGGCGCCGGAAAGGUUGACUGGCUCCCACUACUCGAUUCAGUCCGAUAUUUGGUCAUUUGGCUUGUCGUUAGUCGAGCUUCUCAUAGGUCGAUAUCCAGUCCCGUCGCCAUCCAAGCAUGAAUAUUCAGUGAUGUUUGGUAUUCCGGAGUCACAAGUGCAGCUAGCGGAUGGGCGUUCGGAUGUCCCACCGUAUCAAGCUUCAAACAAUCCGGCUGCGAUGGCGAUUUUCGAAAUGCUCGACUAUAUUGUGAAUGAACCUCCACCGACUCUGCCUAAGGGAGUAUUUAGUGAGGAAGCAGUAAAUUUUGUCUCGAAAUGUUUGAAGAAACUUCCCGGGGAGCGUGCGAAUCUCAAGUCGCUGUCAUCUGAUCCAUUCUUCAUCCGCUACGCAGACGUGGAUGAUAGCGGAGAAUUUGCAAAUUUCGUCACCGAGACGAUAUCGAUCCAGCCAGUGCAGUAA